UUUUAGUUAUGGGAUCGGCAGAUGAGGGAAAAAGGUUAAGCCCUUCCUCCUCUUCCCCAUCCGCCUCGUUACCAACAUUUUCGGACACUCUCCACCCAGCGUCCACCACGGAAACAGCCCCCAAAACCACAACGACCUUGCAACAACCUGAUCAGGACAACAAUGUUGUGGAAACUUCGGAUCCUGGAUUCAAUCAGACAACAUUACCAGGUGUGGAACAUGGAGAUGGAACAAGAGACAGCGAUACGAGGAAAAGCCCUGCAGCUACAACUCCCUGUGGAGUUGAUAUUGCAGGCAAAGGAAGCAGCGGGUCAGGCAGAUUAGACCCGUCCAAUCAGUUGAAUGAGUUGAGGACGGAUCCAAUUACCGCUCUAGGCGAAGCUAACACUUCUACCGUAGGAGAAAAUUUAAGUUACUCUCAGGUAUCUGAUUGUUCCGAAGCCUUUGAAUUGGGUGCAAAUGCAGCCACUGACGAGGAUUUUGCCGCCUAUGCGGGCACAGAGCCCGCACAGGACGUGCAACCUAAUGAUGGACUAGAAGGGUCACAUUCUCAACCAACAGUUGAUGCAAGCGGUUCAGCAACACAAUCUCCGCCAACGCAGGUGAUGGAGAGGCCAGGCGACCCUGCCUCCUCACCGUAUAGGAUUCCGGAUUACGUGUUUGCUAGGAACAAAUCAACAUCCCCAAUGGAAUGGAGCCCCGCUUCCAACGAGUCAUUGUUCAGCAUUCAGAUGGGAAAUAUGAGUUUUACCAGAGACGAGAUUAACUGGCUGUGUAAAUCCGGUGAAUUGGGCUUACCUGGUGAGGUAAGUUACUUGCCUAGUGGUCCAUGCAGCAUUGACUUCACAAGCAACCAGCCACCGGCUAAGCAAACGGCGCAAUCAGCAGAGAAUGCUUCCGAUAAGAAAGGCAAUGUGAAGGAGGAGCCGAGUCUGAGGGCAACCGAAGCAAAAGCUGUGGAAACCAUGAGAGAAGUUAUAAGGGAAAAUGCAGAAAGUCGUGAGAAGGAGAAGGCACCCAUCGCGGGCGAGGGCGGCAAGUAUCAUUCGGCUUGCCUCUCUCAUGUUUCGGAUGGAAGUACAAAAUCUUUUGCAUUCCCAAUAUUGGCAGGGGACGGAGACAUAAAUGUGUCGCUACGGGGAGAAGGAGCGAAACACAAGCACCAACCGGGGUCAAAGCCACCGUCGCAGCGACAAUCGCGGUCGCAGACGCUAGAAGAAACACCGGAAGCAUCGUCUCAGGCCUCAAAACCAACCCCAAUUGAACCCAAGUGCAGAUGGGGGCUGUCUUGCUUAUCUUGUUGCCCAUCAUGCUGUACUUAG
This is a messenger RNA of Pyrus x bretschneideri (Chinese white pear), 1322 nucleotides long. RefSeq lists its product as uncharacterized. NCBI's taxonomy places the organism in Eukaryota, Viridiplantae, Streptophyta, Magnoliopsida, Rosales, Rosaceae. The transcript is spliced from 2 exons. The record is from RefSeq and is a predicted model, not a curated record. Bases 9 to 1322 code for a protein of 437 amino acids.